This is a messenger RNA of Octopus sinensis (East Asian common octopus), 8667 nucleotides long. Its product is annotated as zinc finger protein 239-like. The record is from RefSeq and is a predicted model, not a curated record. Gene Ontology annotation, cellular component: nucleus. The coding region runs from base 827 to 1804 and encodes 325 amino acids. The transcript has 2 exons. Gene Ontology annotation, biological process: regulation of transcription by RNA polymerase II. NCBI's taxonomy places the organism in Eukaryota, Metazoa, Mollusca, Cephalopoda, Octopoda, Octopodidae. Gene Ontology annotation, molecular function: RNA polymerase II cis-regulatory region sequence-specific DNA binding; DNA-binding transcription factor activity, RNA polymerase II-specific.
UGUUUUUAUGAUAUACACAAAAGGUUAUUUCUAUACGAGAGGCUCUUUAUUAUCUUUAUAAACUAUCUUUCGAAUUUAUUUCGAAGUAGAUAAUUUUCUUAAAGCUUCACUUAUUCGUUUCGGUAAUUCAGAGAAGCCUUGUAUUUUUUGCAAACCCCAUUGUCGUUGGUCCCAAUUUUAAUAACACCGUUUUCUUCCUCUUAUCCCACGUUUCCUUAUGUUAUCUGAUGGUAUUAAGGUAAAAUGUUUUCACUAAAGAUGAUCAACAUAUAAAGUUCUGAAGAUUAAAAUUAACUUCAUUAAGCUAUGUCAGCCUGUUAAUACAUUUUCCUUGGAAUUGAGAUUAUUUACUGUAAUACCAAAACCAACAACAGAUGGAAGGCUGUAGUAACAGUAUCAACAGCAUAUGCAUGACUGCAGCUCUUUUGUUACAACUACUGCUACAGUAAAAGAUUAAUUAGACUGAAGAUAUAAGGACUAAAAACUUCAUCAAGCUGCUGUCAGCCUGUUUCUGAAACUCUUAGUUGAAUGGAUGUGAACUAUUUCCUUGGAAUUGAGAUUGUUUGCAAAAAUUCCUACAUAAAUGUUUACAGGGAAAUUUUCUUUAUAAAUUAAUUUAGAAAGCUAUACUGUGAACUUUUAAUAAUUUUAUACUUUAAGAAUUUCAUAUCUGGAUAUACCUUGUUAAUUGGAAUGACUUUGAUAUUUUAGUUGUUGGCUGUCACAUGAUAAACUAAUAAAUCCCUUUGAAGUAUUUUUUUUAACAGUUAAGUCAUCAGACUUUACAAAGAAUAUCACACAGAAAAUUAGAUAAAAAGUAAAAGUUAUGGAUGAAAAAGCAGAACCCAAAAAUAUUGAUUCAUCAGAAGAGAAAUUACAUUCUUGUGAUAUAUGCAAGAAGUUAUUCACAACAAAAAAGAAUUUAAUUCAGCAUAAAUUAAUUCAUUCAUUCUCUAAUUUUUAUCAGUGUGAAGUUUGUGGCAAAAGGUUCACUGCAAACAAUUUAUUUUCUCUCCAUAAAUGUAGUCAUUCAGGAAAAAAACUGCACCACUGUGAUAUCUGUGACAAAAAUUUUUCUUCAAGUGGCAGUUUAUCUACCCACAAGCGUAUCCACACAGGGGAGAAACCAUACCACUGUGAUAUCUGUGGUAAAAGAUUCUCUCAGAAAGGUAGUUUAUUUACCCACAAGCGUAUCCACACAGGGGAGAAACCAUAUCUUUGUGUAGUUUGUAACAAAGCCUUCUCUGAUAGUCGUAGUUUAUUUAUACACAAACGUAUUCACACUGGAGAAAAACCAUAUCACUGUGAUAUCUGUGAUAAAUCAUUUUCUACAAAGGGUCAUUUAACUUGUCACAUACGUAUUCACUCGGGAGAGAAACCAUACCACUGUGAUAUCUGUGGUAAAAUGUUUUCUGGAAGUGGUGACUUGUCUUCCCACAAACGUAUUCACACAGGGGAAAGACCCUAUCACUGUGACCUGUGUGGUGAAACAUUUUCUAGAAAUCAUAAUUUAACUUAUCACAAACGUAUCCACACUGGGGAGAAACCAUACCAAUGUGAUAUAUGUAAUGAAGCAUUUUCUACAAGGAGUCAUUUGUCUUGCCACAUACGUAUUCAUACAGGAGAAAGACCUUAUCACUGUGAAAUCUGUGGCAAGACUUUCUCUCAAAGUGCUCAUUUGUAUCGACACAAACGUAUUCACACUGGUGAAAGACCAUACCAGUGUGAUAUCUGUAAUGAAAAAUUUUCCAGAAGUGAUCAUUUAACUCAGCAUAAACGUAUCCACACAGGAGAGAAAUCAUAGUUGUAUAUUUGUAGUGCAAUAUUCCUUUCAAGUAACAAUAUAUAUAUAUAUAAUAAAUGAAUUUUUUAAUGAAUAAUCAGGUGGUGCUCCAGCAUGGCCACAGUCAAAUGACUGAAACAAGUAAAAGAAAAGAAAGAAUAUCAGUGUUAUGAAUUGUAGCAUGCAAGUAUCAUCAUCAUUAUUUUAAUGUCCAUUAUUCAAUGGUAUGCAUCUAGAGCAAUUGAUGUUUCGAUCCUAUUAACCCACCAGAAUGCCCCUACAUCCUUUUCAUUCCAUUUUAAUUUUACCUACUUCCAAGGUGGCUAUGAGAUAUUGUGGCAUUUUAAUUAGCACUCUGGUUAUUGCUUUGUCUUUAGACUAAAUCAUUCCAGGUUUUGAAUUUUUUUUUAGCAUUCUUGACACAUUUUGUUAUUGCUGCUUCCAAAAGCAACUGUUUGGAAUUCUUGUAUUAUAGAAUCAAGAACUAUGAUGAGCAGAAGGGAAAUAAGGAAAGAAAUGCUGUGGGCAUCUAACUACAUGAAUAAUUUACUGCUAAUCCUAACUUUGCCUUAAAGCAUCUUCAUACUUGGGUUGAAUGGCUUUUGAAGGUCACUCAUCUACAUCUUAUUUUUGCAGUACACACCAAACUAUAUUGUGUGUGAUUCUAUCAAAAAGUAUUCUGAUUGAUAAAUGCUUGAUGGUUUAUGCUUAACUAAUACCUCUUGUCAUUGUCUUGCAGUAGUAUAGUAUUUAUGGUUCUACAUCUAGACACAAAUACAAACUAAAUCCAAACUUUCUCCUGUACUGACUUACUAAAAAAUUUUGUCAGCUGUUUUCUAGACUUUGUCGUCAUACAGAGAUAUCUACCAUUGUUCAAUCCCAGCACAUCUUACUUCAUCUUUGUUGCCAUUAAUGAUAAUACAGCUACACCAGUCUUCCUUCAUCAUUUAAUUAAUUAAUUGUCUAGUGUAGUAGGUACAUUUCUUAGUUAUUAUCUAUGAUGGGCCUGUCCACAAUGUAAAAGGUAUUAUGCAUUCAACACUAAUUAAUCUGAUUUUGUCAUUGGAUUGUGUCAGUGUCAACAGUUUUGUUAGCUCCCGUAUUUCAGCUGGCUAGAGCAAUCAUAUAUUUGUGAAAUGUGUGUUUAGUUAUCUGAAAGUAUGUCCAAUGAAAAUUAAAAUUUUUGAACAUAAAAUACUGUAUUUAAUCUUUAUGGAGAAUGGGGUCAGGUGCAAAUCAUAAAAGUAUGUGAUGUUCAACACUUAUUUUUUCUAUUAACCUUUCUGUUGUAGCCUUAGCCUCUCUUCUACACUGAUGAACUUUUAAUGCAAGCUUUUAAAAGUAACAUUUUAACUCUGACUGUACAAUUCCAUUCACCCAUGCUAAUUUGUGUCUUUGUCCAAAAGUAUUUCUAUUGUCUGCCAUGUUACUGGCAAUGGAUAGAAAAUGAAAUCUGACAAUAAAAAGUUGAGCUCCUGACAUGAUAUAUAUUGAGUGGACCAAGAGUCACAAAUUCUGACUACAUAUUGCAAUCUGUGGACAUAUUUUUAUAUUUUGUGACUCUUGGCUCAUUCUACAUAUGAUUAUGGAGUUCAGGUUAUAACCAUUAUUUUCAUUUUUAAUCUUGAUUUUUUUUCAGCCCUUCUUUACAAUGUAGUUUCAAAAUUUAUCAGUUGUUUUUGUGCUGCUAAGGGCUUAUCACUUAAAAUUGCAGCAUUAUCACUGGAGGCUAAUUCAAGUAGUUUUUCAACAGUAAAUCUGGGUAGUCUUCUCUUGAUUGUAUCUAUAUUCUUGCAGAAAUAUACAGAUUACAUAAUCCAUAAUAAUUAUGAAGAUGUAUAACGCAAGCUUGUCUUCCCCAAAGUUGUCUCAUUACAGUUACCAGGAGGAUUAUGAACAAAAGCAUAAAUAUCUGUGUACAAGAACAUAAUUGCAUUAAUAAAUAAAUUUGGCAUUUUAUUGAAACUUGGUAUAUCUUCAACUUUUCCUCUGUUUAUACAGUUCAACAAUGUUAGAAGAGUCCUCAGAAGUUUUCACAAAACUGUUUUCUUAACUGCUUGGCUGUCGUGCAUAUUCUUGAUGGUAGUAUUUGUUUAGUAGCAUUUCUCUUCAGACUUAUCAUCAUUGUCGUUAUUUUAAUAUCUACUUUACUGCACUUGCAUGGCUUGGAAGGCAGUAAUUGAAGCAGAUUUUCUACAGCCAGAUGCCUUUCCUAUCACCAACUCUCAUCUGUUUCUAAGCAAGGUAAUAUUUACUUGUGGCCAGACAUAUUUUCACAAAAUAUCGGAAUUGAAUGACACUGGUUGUGUGACAGCAACAUUUACAACUAUUACAUUAGGUCAGCAUGAGACACAAACACACACACACUUGCACAUGUGAUUGCUUUAUUUUAUCCAUCUACCAAAUCCAUUCACAAGGCUUUGGUCAGCCCAGGACUAUUGUAGAAGACACCUACCCAAAGAUUGAUGAAGUGGAAAUGAACACAAAAUCAUGUGGUUCAGAAGUAAACUUCUUAACUACACAGCACCUGUAAACUUAAAAUUAUUUUCUUUAUUCUUCUUAGUCUUGUGAAUAGCACUCAAUUAAAGGGUAAUACAGCAGUACAUGUGCGAUAAGUUGGCUUGUCAUCUACAAUGACUAUGGAACUCAUAAUUGGUACAAGUAGCACAGGGAAAUAAGUUGCAGCUCAUCUGAUAGAACUUUGACUGAUCUAGUAGCUUUUCAUCAAAUAGUUGCAUUUGCUGCUGUUUUGAUUUCUCUUUAUCAACAGAUUCAGUGCAUAUUUAAGGUUCAUUAGUUAAAUCAUAAAUUGAUUCCAAGUCACUGGUAGAUUUUUCUGCCAAAUCUUAAUUCACCAUUGAUUUUCCUGUUUUAUGGUGAUGUAUGGUUUCACUGGGUAAUUUGUCCAAUGUUUGUUUCUUUUCUUUGUCAUUCAUAAGGUUGUUUGGAGGUCAUGUUCUAACUCAAUACAUUGAGCAGAAGAGAACAGUUCUGAUCUGUGUUAAAUGUUUUUUGAUGAAAUUAUUUCAAGAUUGCAAAUCAUAAUCCUGGCAGUUUAUAUAUAUAUAUACAUAUAUAUACAGGAUGUUGGACAAAAUAAUUAAAAUUACUUUGUUAAAUGGAAGUUUUAUUAUUUAAUAUGGAGUUGUUCCUCCCUGAUGUAUUAUUCAAGGAAUUGACUCAUGUAGGUCAUACAGGUUCUGAAUAGUUGGGAGAAUUUUGAGCCAUUCUUGUAAAACCUGCUUUAACUCUUUCAGUGAUGAAGGAAGAGGUUCCUCACCUGCUACUACAAAAUGCACAAUAAAUGUUUGAUUACAUUGAGAUCCAGUGAUUAUUGCAAAGGCCAUUCCAAGUGGCCUGCUUCACUUUUGUGCUCUUUGUACCAAUUUCGAAUAACAUUAACCAUAUGAAUCUGCACAUUAUUGUCUUGCAAGAUUACUCUACCACCAGGAAACAAUGUUUGUACCAUGGGAUGGAUAUGAUUGACCAAAAUAUGCAGAUAAUUAUUUUAUGUUAACUCUGCCAUGUAGAACAGUUGAUGGGCCAAGAGAUUUCUAUGACAUGACUGCUGAAAUCAUCACAGAUCUACCUCCAUGCUUCAUAGUUGUGUUGAAGGCUUCUUUGGGCUAUCUCUCUAUAUAAAUUCACCCUGAAGUAGGGAAAUAGUAAAUGAAGAUUCAUCAGAGACAACAUUGACUACUACUUGGACACUAUAUUUUCUGCAUAUUGUUGUUGAUGGGGAAGAGGAGAGGUAUAGCAAUUCAGCAGUUUUAGUGAUUGAUACUUUUUCUGUCUGCACUCCAACAAUUUGUUCUUUUUGGAAAUCAGUUAGUCAUGCAUUUUAACUUUAAGUAUAAAUAUCUGCAAAGAAAAACGGGGCUAUAAUCAUGAAGUACAAAUACACAUAUACCAACUAGAAUAACUUUGAAUUUGUCAUGUUGCCAAUAAAAAAAUAAAUGUGGUUUCUUUUACUUUGUCCAACCCCUGUAUGUGUGUGUGUAUAUAUCUAUAUACCCAGUACACUCUAUAUAGUGGUUGGUAUUAGGAAGGGUUUUCACUAUAGAAACCAGACACUGUAGCAAGACAGUUUUUCUGACCUGUUUGAUCCUGACAAACUGUCAACCUGUACCAGCAUGGAAGAUGGACCCUAAAAGAUGAUUGUAUAGACUGAACUAUGAAAAAAACACAAGGUGUGUGUGACUGUGAAAUAUGUUUUAAUUUCAUUAUGUCAUAGAUAAAUUUUGAUAAAUCUGAUAAAGUAAAUUUCUUGGAUGCACUUUGACCACAGUCUGUGGGUUGUUCUGUGUCCUGGUAGUGAGCAAAUCCAGCACAUUGAGAUUGCAGGGCAUGACAUGUUCAAUAUUAUACAUGCCCUCUCUAUGUGUUCAAAACGGCCAUGCACCAUCAGCUCAUGGAGUGCAUGAGGCAGUUCACAAAAGCCAUUAGCACCUGUGCCCACACUCUGAGGAAAGCUGCCUCCAUUUCCACAUGAGUUGUUGGCCUUGGGACCACCUGGUUCAGCCAUCUCUGGAUUUCAUGCCACAGGUGUCCAAUUGGAUUUAAAUCCAGGCUGAGAGCAUGGUUCUGAUGUUGUACUGAUGCAGGAAGUACCUGGUGAUCCUGGCCAUGUGUGGAGAGAUCAUUGUCCUACUGGAACAUGUGGCGGUGGUAACACGAAGAAGGGCACAAUGUGAGGUCUUAGGAUCUGGUCAACAUAGCACUGCACUGUGAUGCAAUUCCCUCUGCCUUCACCAACAUUUUGGAACACAUGGGGCCCAAUUGUUUGAUUGAGGCCUAUAGCACCUUUAACCACGAUGCUUUGGCCACCCCACAUGUCUCAGUGCCCAAUUGACCGACGCUCAGUCUGCCCCUGCUCUCCAGUGUUUAAACAAUUUCUUCAUUAUCCCACUAACUUAAAUCUCAAUCACUUUACGUUUAUGCUAUGUGUCUUUUCGUAAACCUAAUUUAUAUAUCUUAUAAUAUUGCAAAUCACAAGUUUUCCAAAAAUAUUAUUUGAUGGAAUGACUUAUUAGCAUCAUCAUCAUUACCAUUUAACGUCCAUGUUCUCUGCUAGAAUGAGUUGAGCUGUUUGACAAGAUCUGAUGAGCCCAAGGACUACAUCAUGUCCCAUUGUCUGUUUCUACAACUCGAUGCCCUUUCUAAUACCAACAACCACUUUACGGUGUGUACAUGGUGCUUUUUUCAUGCCAUCAGCACAAGUGAGGUCACCAUGCAGCUUGCAAGACUAUGAAACUUAUGCUAAGGGAAUAAGGAGAAGGGUAAGUAUGAGAGAAAGUGGCAAGAGCAAAGCAAGUUCUUUACUGAAGAGUAGCUACAUGACUACUCAUCUUUUAGAGAGAAAAGGGUGAAGCUUGAAAUUUGUGAUAAGGUAUCAGAGUGGAUCUUCAAAGUACAAAGUGGGUAGGAAUGAGUAGGAUAGGAGUGCAAGCAGUGAUAGGAAGAGUAGGGGAUGUCCAGUGAGUGGGAGUAGAAUAAAAAUGAUGAUACAGUAAACAGGGAGAUGAAAUAAAGCUGACAUGCUGUUAGGUAGGUUGCAGGGGUGAAUGGGAACAAUUCAGAGGCAGGCGCACUGUAUGAGGAAAGUGGGAAUGAGGGGAAAUAAUAUGGUAGCACAGUGCAGGGGAGAGUGGUGUGUGAAAGUAUAGGUGGAGAUCAGAAUGGAUGAACAAGGGAUAACAAGUGGAGUGAUUUGGGGUAGUAAGAAAAGUGGUAUCAAGGAAGAACUGCAGGUAAGGGAGGUGAUGGGUGUCUUAAGAAGGAAGAGAAUUGGGUAGAAGGCUCAAUUGUGCAUAUAUAUGUGUAUAUGUAUGUAUGUAUACUGGGUGUUUCAAAAAGUUUGAUAUCAUUUUGCAAUCUAAUAACUUUGUCAGUUCUUGUUCAAAUGACUUCAAAUUUUGACAACAAAUGUAGAAGAUGGUCAAACUUUUAUGCUUAAUGUUUGAUAUGUUUAUCUUUUCAGGUAUAGAAAUGGCAUUCACUGGAAGAGAAAAGCGUUUUGUGUGUUAGAGUAUGCUCAAACACAGUCGAAGGAGAUUGUGCUGUGUGCAUUUGUGAGAGAGUUCUCUAAAAAGUCACCAACAGCAAUGCAGAUUUGGACAUGGCACAAAAAAUUCAAAGAGGCCAACAGGAUCUAGCUGACCACUAACAUCAGAAGAGAUGGUCGAACAGGUUCGCCAUAAACUCUUGUGUAGCCCCCAAGAAGUCCAAAAGAAGAACAAGUCCGGAAACCCAGAUUCCUCCAAUGACAGUUUGGCACAUCUUGAAGAAAUGCUUGCUAAUGAAACCCUACAAGCUGCAGCUCAUUCAGGCCAUAAUGGCAGAUGGCAAGUGAAAGUGCAAACAAUCCUGUUUUGAUAUGCAAGAAACACUUGAAGCCAAGUUCAAGGAACAUUUUGUUUUCAGUGAUGUGUCACAUUUCAUAUGAAUGGCAAAGUCAAUAAGCAUAAUGUUCGCAUUUGGGGUGAAGAAAAUUCCCAUGACAGUUGAGCACGAGAGGGACUAGUAGCACCCUCUCAGUUAAUUAAAUAAUAAAAUUUAAAAAAGGGAUGUAGCUUGAGUGACCUUCCAUUGAAUGUUCUGGAACAUUCCAUGACUUUCCAGAUGACAUGGAAGUGAAGGACUUCUGCUCCACAUAUAAAACGAAAAAACGAAAGUUAAUCUUGCCUUUUUGCAUUUGAGCUUUGGAUGAGAACCAUUGAGCGUAUGUAGGUUGUUCUUACAACUGUCUUGCGGUUAUAAGAUAUAUUGUUUUUAUUCCAAGUUAUUCUUAUAUACUAUGUUGCAUACACAACAUUGAGAAACUGUUAUUUGUAAAGUUGCAAGCACACACCACAAUGAAUAAAACCAUUAUUGUUCCUGUUUAA